Molecule: messenger RNA, 866 nt
Organism: Anolis carolinensis (green anole)
Lineage: Eukaryota; Metazoa; Chordata; Lepidosauria; Squamata; Anolidae
Product: 16 kDa beta-galactoside-binding lectin
Exons: 4
Coding region: 461-865 (134 amino acids)
Molecular function (GO): carbohydrate binding; laminin binding
Source: RefSeq, a predicted model, not a curated record
UGUAGUCCUCUCCUUGGCUGCAGCUAUUGCUCCAACCUGCUCAUGCGGUUCAUCAAGAGGGAUUAUGGUUGCAGUGAACCAAGGGAACAUUUAGUUACAGUAUCAGGAAUAAGAAAAAAGACUCUAGUGAGGAAACAACGUGGGAAACAAUUCUGCAACAUUUAAUACCUCCCUUUAACCUAGAAACAUUAACUUCCUUGAUCUCUGCAUAUUUUAGAGUUAGAAGUUGUGAAAUAGGUUGUUGUUUUUUUUUUUUGCAAUAGUUUUGAAUGAUCAUCAGCUACUUGCAGAGAUGAACUUAGUUCUUGGUUAAUGGGUGAGCAGAGUUUUCAUCUCUGGUUUGCGAGGAAGAAAGACCUGCACCUGAAGACUAUUUAAAAUCUGGGGCUGGGAAACAUAUUAGGAAGCUCUUAAGAGGCUUUGGGUCUCCUCCUUCUGCCUUCUUUGAGAAGAUUUAUCAAUGGCACUGAAACUGUUGCUCCACUCCAAGAUAAAGUCUGGGGAAUGCAUCAAAGUGAAAGGCAAAGUGUCACCUGAAGCCACAAGCUUUUCCAUCAAUCUGGGCUGGGAUGAGACCAACCUGAUCCUUCACUUCAACCCUCGAUUUGACCUCCAUGGAGACACCAGGACCAUUGUGUGUAACUCCAGGAGGGAAGGAGAGUGGGGUGAGGAACUGCGGGUGUCAGAGUUCCCCUUCCAGCAGGGAGAGGAAACCAAGAUCUGUGUUUCCUUUGAUGCUGAAGAAGUUAUUGUAAAGCUGCCUGAAGGGCAGGAACUUAAAUUCCCAAACCGGCUGGGGCUGGAGACUGCGGAGUACUUUUCUGUUGUUGGAGACCUUGAUAUUAAAUCUAUCAAAUUUGACUGAC